This is a messenger RNA of Alosa alosa (allis shad), 955 nucleotides long. RefSeq names its product location of vulva defective 1-like. NCBI's taxonomy places the organism in Eukaryota, Metazoa, Chordata, Actinopteri, Clupeiformes, Clupeidae. The transcript is spliced from 11 exons. The record is from RefSeq and is a predicted model, not a curated record. The coding region runs from base 1 to 771 and encodes 256 amino acids.
AUGACUCUACAGAAGUCUAACCUUCCAAAAUGGAGUGACGUAGGGACAGCCACAACAACAGCAGCAACAACAUGUGAAACAACAGUAACAUCAACAACAACUUCAAUAUUAACAUCAACAACAACAGUAACAUCAACAGCAAUUUCAACAUUAACAUCAACAACAAAAAUACCAGCAAAAACAAAAUAUCCAUCAUCCUCAGUGUCUGACCCAGCAGUUUCAACUAGUCUAAGAGACUACCAAACUCAACCGGCAAAGGAUUCCUUUACAUUUGGUCCAUGGUUGUCUUUGCCAGCCGUGGCACUUGUAGUGGGCCUGUUCCUGGUGGUCCUCACGGCCUCAUGUCUCUGCUCCAAGAGGCAUAAACACACAAGAUCACAGAAUGCCACCUAUUGGAGAAGUGAUUCCAUCAGAUUUGGUCCAAAUGAGAUCAAGCAGCCGAAUACAGGGGGUGAUGGGUCUCUCCUUGGCCUCUCGGAAAUCUCAGGCAGUGAUCUGAAAAAAGACUCGGAGCAGGAUGUGUCCAACCCGUGUCAUGUGUACAGCACCAUUCCUGACACACUGGACGUUUCCACCCAGCAGAACCCCACCUACAGCUUAGCACAGGCAGAAAGGGACCCACACACCAGCCAGCAGGGCCCCACCUACAGCUUAGCACAGGCAGGAAGGGACCCACACACCACCCAGCAGAACCCCACCUACAGCUUAGCACAGGCAGGAAGGGACCCACACACCAGCCAGCAGGGCAUGACCUACAGCUUUCUGCAGUAGUGAAACAGCCUGCAAGAAUAAGAUGAAAACCUUAUGGCCAAGACAGACAACCUAGAGACACAUGUGCAGAAUGAAUGUAGACAUAUGAUAUCAUUUGGAUCCUAUGGUAAAAUAUUCAUAUAACAUAUAUAAGAUUCCUUAUAACAAAUUACAGUUAAUAUGUUGCUAGCACGUGGUCUUGUUU